CUCUCCCUUUCUCGCUCUCUCUUUCUCUCUCCCUCUUGCUUAUGACCCUCCUCUCCCUGCUUUUCGUUUUAUUUUCGUUCGCUUGUUUAGCACUGUACUGCAGUACAACGUGCUUCUGAAGUAGUAUCCUCACCAUCUCAGCUGGUCAGGAAGUUGCGACUCCCUUAAGAAGAUGGUGGAAGGGGGGAACUGACUCGCCUGCGACUGGUUAGUGCGAGAGUCACCGACGCCGUCAAAACUAAUUACGGGUAGGCUGUUCCUUGGGCAGAGCGGAACAGACGCGGUAAGGCCAAGAGAGAGAGAGAGAGAGAGGAAUCCUUCAUCAAACGGAAGAGGACGCAACACGGCAACACGCAGCGGUACUCCACUGCCUGGAGCAAACAUGCCAGGGACAAACCGGACAAACCGCGACUUUAAGGUGACUGUAAACAAAGGACAACACGCCUCCUGGAGCCGUCCGUUGUAAUUGAAUUAGAGGAGCCGAAUAUGGAUAUGUUUGUUUCCCCUCGUGGGAUUUCUAGUCAGAAGGGAACGGACGCGACGGGAAGGGAGGGCAAAUAAUUAUUCUGCACUCCCAACUCCACGAGUUUACAGCCUGCGCUGCCUAACUAGGAGGAUUAUGGCCUUGGGAAAACUUUCGUUUCACUGGAGACAUAAGGGAACAUAUUGCUGACAUUUUGCGUCAUUUUUGACAUUUUAAAUCCAAUACCUACAGGUCGACUAGGAUUCGAAUCGUUUAUAUUGGAUAUUCAUAUCAUCAAAUCACCAGGGCUCUUUCCCCCCCACAAAAUGUACCUGUUAAAAUGAAUAUGUAAGUUGUGUUAUACUUGCAAGGAUACAUUUUGCAUCAGCACUCAUGUCGUGUUGUAUUAUCAGUGCGAUAUCACCGCAAUACUUUUGUGGCAAGUCUCUCUUGCAGCCUUAAGUGCGAAAGUGCCACUUAAUUGUAGGAGAGGGGAAUGUAGCCUAGAUUUCAGUUGCACAUUUUCGAACUACGCCAAUUUGAUUAAAAAACGCAACUAGACAUCUAGUAAAUAGUCUUCCUAUUUACCCCCUGAAACCACAGGGAAAGCAUCGGCGGGUAUCCGGAAUGGGAGUUCAGGAAAGGACGGGGCUCCUCUGUGGGAAUAGGCCCGCUUCUUGAACUAGGCUGUAGUGGCUAACGGGCUCUGGUGAAUUGCGUGGCCAGGAAAGACAGCCAUAAUGCCUUACUGUUGCUCUUUUAUUUAAGUCAGGGUAUUUUGCCCAUAUCGGAGCUUUUCCUUACCCGCGCGUUCCCUUUUAGAGUGUGGGAAUAAGGAAUCUCGGGGCAUUACUAUUACCCUGCAUUAUCAGCGAGAAUUGCCAUUGUAAAUCGAUUGCUAUUUUAAGGAAACUGUUGCUUGUACCCUACGUGAGUAUUUGCUCUCUUUAGUCUAUUAAGAACUUCGAGAUUUUCGAUUUCCGUCUAGACUAAUAAAACGUGUCACAGCGAAUCAGUAGCACAUACAAAGGCCACAAUAUCUAGACGAAAUAAGAAUUCGAAAUCUUGAGUCUGGAAAAUAUGAACUGUGGACACAUUGUAUUGUCGGGUGAAUGUAACGACGAAUGGAAGGUAAAUUUGUCUGUGGUUGCUGACCAAUACUGGAGAGCGUUUUGGGGGGACAAGGAAAGGCUGUCAAGCGCACGGGCGUCAAAACACUUUGAGCAAAAUCAGCACAGAUGAUUCUCGACAUAUAUGGAUUACUGGACAUGAGAAUAGCCCUUUGCCGUAUUUGAUGUUUGAAUGUCAAAUAGGAUGCUAUGCUCUCCAUGAGACGAAGAAGUGAAAUGACCAAAGCCGGGGGAUUGCUGCCAACCGAGCUAACACUGAACUGUUCAAGGGCUCCAAAACAGUAGAACAUAAUGGUGGAAUCCAAAUACUGACGUAGUAUAACGGAUAAUGAACUCCUCAAGAGUCUGACACGGUCCGUCUCAAGUACGAGUAGCCUUCCCCGUGUGCGUAAAAAGACGUAAUUUCUGCAGACCCACCGGAUUAAAAUAGAGUAGGUUUGUUUGACAUUCGUGCCCGUUUACUAUCAUUCGAUUUAUCCUCUCUGUCGUCACGCACAUUAUUAGCUAUGUGAUAACGGUAAAUAUCUGAUCACCACCAGCUGUCAUUGUUUAGAUUUUUUCCCUCACUUUACGACAAACAACAUGGCCUCUCCGCAGCACCAGCAGCUGCUCCGGCACAACACCGAGGUGAGCUGCGAGUCCAGCGGUGAUGGCAGUGUGGCGGUGCGCAUUAGCGGCAACAGUCCGCUCAAGCAGCAGCAGCAUGGCCACGACACGUCCGUUAAGCAAUUGUCCACCGGCACUGGCAAAACCGGAGGCUCAAAACCGUGCAAGAACAGCAUCUCCUCCAGCGACAGCUCAGGUGAAUCCGGUAUGCCCAGGGCUAUCAUGACAAGUCUUCGCAGCCACAGGAAAGUACCCCAGCUGUUCGAGCGGUCGGCGGCACAGUGCUGGGACCCCAAAUUCGACUCGGCCAUCUUGGAGGAGGCGUGCCGGGAGCGGUGUUUCCCGCAGGCCCAGCGCCGGUUCCGCUACGUGCUGUUCUACCUGGCCACUGCCGCCGUCCUGUGGUGCGUCUAUUUCGGGGUCAACGCUCGCCGCUGCGACCCUGCCUCCUUCCUGGUUCCCGCGGCCUCCUUUCUGCUCUUUUGCCUCCUGCUCUUUCUGUUCACCUUCACCAGACCUUACACGCUCCUCUAUAACCAGGCCUCCCUGCUCCUCAUCACGGUGACCUUUGGCAUCACGCUGGCCCUGCAGCUGCAGACCUCGGACUUUGCCAGCCUCCGGAGGCUGACGGAGAGGAACGUAACCGGAGGAGACUCCUCGGCCGCCGCCGCCGCCGCUGCGUCCUCCUCCCCGCUGCCUCCUCCCUGCGUCUCCACCGUGGGCACCUUCUCCCUGGGGAUGGAGGUGCUGCUGCUGCUCUACAGCAUGCUCCACCUGCGCCUCUACGCCUCCGUGUUGCUGGGCCUCCUCUACUCCGUGCUGUUCGAGGCCCUGGGCUGGCUGCACCUGGCGCCGCCAAGCGGCGACGAGCUGGGGGACGAGGGGCUACUGCGGGCCGAGGCGCUGGAGAACCUCUGGUGGCUGGUGCCGGCCAAGGUCCUGCUGCACCUGUGCGCCCACCUGAUCGGCAUCCACCUGUUCAUCAUGUCGGAGGUGCGCUCGCGGAGCACCUUCCUCAAGGUGGGCCAGGCCAUCAUGCACGGCAAGGACCUGGAGGUGGAGAAGGCGCUCAAGGAGCGCAUGAUCCACUCGGUGAUGCCGCGGCGCGUGGCCGACGAGCUCAUGAAGCAGGGCGACGAGGAGAGCGAGAGCUCCGGCAAGCGCUACUCGUCCGGCAACGCCGGCGGCGCGGGCGGCGGCGGCGGAGGAGGCCCCGGCGGCUCGUCGUCGUCCGGCGCGGGCGGCGCCACCUCGUCCAGCCCCAAGAGCCACAAGCGCAAGAAGACGUCCAUCCCGCGCAGCCAGUUCAUCUUCCGGCCGUUCAACAUGAAGCGCAUGGAGCCCGUGAGCAUCCUGUUCGCCGACAUCGUGGGCUUCACGCGCAUGAGCGCCAACAAGUCGGCGCCGGCGCUCGUGGGCCUCCUCAAUGACCUGUUCGGACGCUUCGACCGGCUGUGCGAGCUGACGCGCUGCGAGAAGAUCAGCACGCUGGGCGACUGCUACUACUGCGUGGCCGGCUGCCCGGAGCCCCAGCCUGACCACGCCUACUGCUGCGUGGAGAUGGGCCUGGGCAUGAUCACGGCCAUCGAGCAGUUCUGCCAGGAGACCAAGGAGACGGUGGACAUGCGCGUGGGCGUCCACACGGGCACGGUGCUCUGCGGCAUCCUGGGCAUGGAGCGCUUCAAGUUCGACGUCUGGUCCAACGACGUCAACCUGGCCAACCUCAUGGAGCAGCUGGGCGUGGCCGGCAAGGUGCACCUGUCCGAGGCCACGGCCGGCUUCCUCGACGACCGCUACGAGCAGGAGGACGGCAGGGUGACGGCGCGCAUGGGACAGAACUUUGUGGCCGAGCAGCUGAAAGGGAUGAGGACCUACCUGAUCUCGGGGAGGAAGUCAGACCCGUCUCAGGCCCUGUUGAGCCCCUCGCCCAGAGCUCACACCCCUGACCCCCGCCGCCACCGGCCCUGCGGCCGCCACCACCACCACCACCACCGCCGCCGCCGAGCCGCGCUCGCAUUCCCCCACGCCUGCUUGCCUGCAUGUUCGCUCUCACACCCUUACUCCUCCACACAGCCUGUUACACACUCUCAUUAUGAGCACCAUCUCCCCUCCAUCCCUGUCUUUCACCUUCAUCUGUCUCGUGUGUGUGUGUGUGUGUGUGUGUGUGUGUGUGUGUGUGUGCGCGCGCUACAUUGUGGUGGUGACCCCCAGGGGCAGCAGACGGGGGCUGAGGGGGCCACACAGAACGGCGGUCAGGAGGAGCACAGGCCCAACAGCAGCAAGUUCCCAGCAGGCCGCAGCCCCAAGGCCCUGAAUGGCCUCCUGGGCCCCCUGACUGAGGAGGCAGUGACGGCCAGCCAGACCUCCCUGUGCGAGAUGCUCCAGGAGAAGGACAAGAAGUGGAGCUCGCUGAUCGGAGGGGAGCGUGACGGAGGAAGAGGAGGUGGAGGAGGAGGCGGCGGAGGUGGUGGGGGAGGAGGAGGAGGAGGAGGAGGGAGAGGGAUGGGAGGCAUGGACCACUCUGCACUGAUCCCACUGCGCUCCAAGAACUUUCGGGAGAGGAGCGACGUGCACUUUGUGGAUGUCAUCAAGGAGGACAGUUUGAUGAAAGACUACUUCUUCAAGCCCCCCAUCAACAAAGUCAGCCUUAAUUUCCUGGAGUCCUCCCUGGAGUCAGCUUAUAGGAGCAGCUACCAGGAAGAGGUGGAGACCCACGCUCCAGCGCAGACCUUUGCCAGCCCGACCUUCAGCUCCUUCUUGGACGUGCUGCUGUCCUGCGCUGUUUUCCUGGCCCUCACACUGGCCUGCUUCCUGUACCCGCUGGUCACUGCCAAGACGCCCCCGGCCACCACGCUUGGCAUGGCCGCUAGCGCCGCCCUGCUGGAGAUCAUCUCCCUGGUGCUGUCCAUCCGUAUGACGUUCUACCUGGACAACGUUCUGAGCUGCACACAGCAGUUCCUGCGCGUGGUGUCGGGCUGGGUUCCGCGACACAUCAUCGGGGCGCUGCUCGUCUCGCUGCCUGCCAUGUCGGUGUUCUCCCACCUCACCUACUGCCUCCACCUGCCCAAGGAGGUCAUCAUGCUAUUGUGUUGCGCCAUCAUCAUCGCUAUCAUCCAGUACUGCAACUUCUGCCAACUCAGCUUCUGGAUGCGGUCGGCCUUGGCAACAGCAGCUGGGGUGGCCCUGCUGGCUCUGCUCUACAGCCCCCUCAGCAGGCCAAGUGCUAACGACAUCUAUCUUGAUAUGAGAAACGUCAGCAGCAACAUCAGUGUCUUAGAUUUCCAGCCUUCCCCGACCCCAGUCAGUGACCUGGGUACCCAGAAGGGAAUCCUGCAGUCUCUGGUUCCAGAGGCCAUCCUGGCCUUCUUCCUGCUUUUGCUGCUGGUGUGGUUCUUAAACCGGGAGUUUGAGGUGAGCUACCGUCUUCAUUAUCACGGCAAUGUGGAGGCAGACAAGCACCGUAUCAAGAUCCAGAACAUGCGCAACCAGGCCGACCUGCUGCUGCGCAACAUCAUCCCCAUCCAUGUGGCAGAGCAGCUGAAGGUCACCCAGAGUUACUCCAAGAACCACGACAAUGUCGGCGUCAUCUUUGGCAGCAUUGUCAACUUCAGUGAGUUCUACGAGGAGAGCUACGAGGGCGGCAAAGAGUGCUACCGCGUGUUAAACGAGCUGAUUGGUGACUUUGAUGAGCUCCUGCGUCGGCCGGUUUUCGCCAGCGUUGAGAAGAUCAAGACCAUUGGCGCCACUUACAUGGCUGCGUCAGGACUCAAUGGUCUGCCCUCUACCCAUGCCACUCCCCACCACCUGCGGGCGCUGUUUGACUUCGCCCUGGAGAUGAUGCACGUGGUGGACGACUUCAACAAGAACAUGUUGGGCUUCAAAUUCAAACUGCGCAUCGGUUUCAACCACGGGCCGCUCACCGCCGGCGUCAUCGGUACCACCAAGCUGCUCUACGACAUCUGGGGCGACACGGUAAACAUCGCCAGCCGCAUGGACACCACGGGCAUGGAGUCCCGGGUUCAGGUGAGCGAGGAGAGCCACUGCGUGCUCCGAAGCCUGGGUUACUCCUUCGACUACCGCGGCACAGUCAAUGUUAAGGGCAAGGGGCAGAUGAGGACCUACCUCUUUCCAAAACUGGGGGAUGGAAGUGGUGACAGUGGUGGAGGACCUGGAGGAGGAGGAGGCGGUGGUGGCAGCGGUGGUGGAAGUGGCAGCAGCAUUCUGUCACAUCACCAGUUGCCUGUCACAGAGAUCCACGCAAAGGCUGAAGGAGAUGUAAGGCAGCCCACAGUGGGGGAGACUUCCAGUAAAGUGCCCAGUGUUGGUGGCCCAUCCCACUCUUCCCCUUCCCCUGCGGUGUUGGCCACUCAGGCCACCGCUCCACUCUGCUGCUCAUCAUCACCGUCAUCAUCAACGUCAUCCUCUGCCAUGCAGGGUGCCCUUGGAGUGCCUCUGGGACCAAUCUUAGGCCCGUCUGAUAUAGCUAGGGAGACAACCAAGGACAACAAAAAUGCGCUUACAACCCCUAAACUUGCUGGGGGGGAUAUUAGCAGAGACCCAUGUGCUUCUUCAGUGCCUAGUUUCGCCAAUGUUCCCUCACAGCACUCAAUAGAACAACAUUUUCCUUCUUCGUGUCUGAAGGGGCCAUAUAGACAAAGGGAUGAAGAGGAGGAGGAUGAGGAGGCAAAUGAACAUACAAAACUCAGAGCUAAGGAGUGCUUAUGACUGGACCUCCAGCUCUUGCCAUGAUUGCUCUUCACCCCAUGCCUCCAAUGGAGUGACUUAAUUUUUCUGACUAAUGGAAGUGUUAGAAUGCAUUGUGGGAAUUGUAGUUUUUUCCCCCCUCCCACUGCAAAAGGCCGCUUGGCCAAAUACAGAUAAAACUGCAUUUGUUCCACAGACAUGCCCAUUCCCUCUCUGUUAGACUUGUGUGGCCUUGCAUAGUUUUAUAUCUUGCUUACAUUUUGACAAGUGUCAGAGGCAUAAUAAGGGAAUGUGUGUCUGUGUGUGUGUAUGUGAGUGUAUGUGUGUGUGCGUGUGUGUGUGUGUGUGUGUGUGUGUGUGUGUGUGUGUGUGUGUGUCUGUGUGUGUGUCUGUGUGUGUGAAUGACUGCAUGGGUGUAUUGUGGAGCAGUAGAACUGAUGGUAUUUGCUGUGUGGAUCACAGUACGGCACAACACAGUUGGGAAGGGGAGAAGAAAGUCUUGGGUGCAGGGAGGCUCCAUUUUUUAAUAGAUGUUGUUAUUGUUGUUGUUGUGUUCCUCUUCUUUUCUUGAGUUGAUCAAGUGCCUUCAGGAUAGAUCAAUCUGCGAACAAUGUCACACAAAAAGCAAAGAACUGAACAAAGCUUAAUCAGUUGAAUCAACAAUCUUUGCAUGGCUUUUUUUUUUUUUUUUUCAAAAACAAAAACUUAGAUGACGGAUAAUGCUGUGGUUGAUACAACUUUUUUUCCCUUCUGAUUUCGUAUUGAAUUUUUUUUCUUUGCCACAUGAUAUGUUUUGUUUUGAAUUUUUGAGUAUUUGUCAUUCAGUGACUUUUUAUGAAAUCAAACAAUGAAAAGUGCCAGUCAAGGACAAAAUGUUCAAAAAAGGGAAUUUAUUUGCUGAAUAAGGGAGUUUACUAGCCAUAAUGUUACACUGCAGCAGAGCUUGAUAGGAAGCAUGCCAUGAAAGGCAUUCAGUCUAGAAAUUACACCUGUUUUUCAUCAAAAAUGGACAAAGAUAUCUCCUGAAAACUAAGCAAAGCAAACCAAUUAAAUACCCCUCUCUCUCUUUAGUAAUGCGUGAGUGAAGGCUUUAAAUGUGAGAGAAGUUGAGGCAAUGCUGUAUAUGGAUUUGAAAUAUUAGGUAAUAUGGAGAACUCAGCCAUACUUUAGGCAAACAAGUCAUCAGUCAUAAGGGUCAUCAGAGAUGCUCCUGAUUGGUUGAUUAGGGUGCGGUGUCUUAUCUUACCUCCCAACAUGGGGCUCUUGGAGACCCCAACUCUCACUAACCCAGAGGGAUGUUGGGAUAUGAGUUACCCACAGUUACACAACUGUUGCUGAUGUAGCCUACUCCUUCUCCUUACUUCUAACACUUGACACCUCGAAGUACAAAGGCUCGUUUCUUCAAGGGGAAUUUAAAUUGGGAAAGUAGAAUUGAAUUUCCCCUCAAAUAUUGAAUUAGAGAUAAGGGAAAUUCUUACAAAUGUCAUGGCUCUGUGAGAAUGCUCUUCAGAUAUUUUUGCCAUCGGACCUAACAAUAUUGACUAACAUUUUGACAACUUCAUAAUUUUUGCAGCAAAACUGAACAUGCCUUCCAACAAGUGUUGGUUUCUUUAUUGUGGUAUCAAAACUUGUGGAACCACAGACAGUUAAUUUAUAUUUAGCUGAAACUAAGUGUAAUUUAAACUUUUAUGGAAAAACAGGGUGUAACUAGAAAGAUGAAGAUGAAGAUAGAUUUGCUCUGCUUCAGUGCGCAUUAAUGGGAGACACUCAAGGCUGAACUGAUUCAUGGACUGAUGGACUGAUGGAAUCAAACGUGUCUCUUAAUACAGUGUAUAUGAAAAAAAGAAGAUUUUAUUAAGAUCUAUAAGACUUUAUUAAGGUAUUUGUGAGGGCUGACUUCUGCGAUGCCUGCAUAAGCAACAGUGUUUUCCAAAGGAUUAGGCUGACUCGUCUCAGACAUAGCCCAGUGGACGUGACUGCAUGCAAUAUUUAGCUAUGAUAUCCACAUUUGGGAGGUGGAGAAGGAGAGGCGACCCAGCUGUAUUCAUAAACUGAAAUUGCCACUUUUAAGUGAGGAAUAAAACAUGGGGUGCAAUGUUUUUUUUUUUUUUUUCAAAAUGUGUGUCUGAUGGAUUUUGUUUUUUCUGGUGCCUAAAAAUGUUGCUGAAUUGUAUUUUAUUUUAUUUUAUUUUUUGGAGGGGAGAGGGGUUAAAGAAGUGAACAUGAUUAUGAUGAUUGAUGAUGACAAUAAUUAUGGGUUUUAUGAAAAUGAUGUCCUGAUAACUCUAAUACAUCCUGUUCUUAGUGUCUCCCUCUCCAUGACUACCACUGCAAUAACUCUCUCUGCUUAGCUCCCUGUCCAACUAUUUUACUCAUCUGAUGAGAAUGCUCUUAAUCACCAAAUGAUAUGCUUCACCCCUCAGUGUCUGUCUCGAUGCUUUUUCAACAAUAUGCACAUCUCUCUUCAGCAGCUCUAGGACAGCUGAUUUCUUCUCUCAUAUCAAAUAUUAAUAAUAAUCAUAUCAUAAUUCCCAGCAGUCAUCAGAAAUCAAUCCAGAGACAUGGAUUGAGGCCUCUUGACCGUAAGAGCAGAUUCAGUUAUGGUGGUCUUUGUGGGUGGUUGUGCCAAUGCCAAUAACUGAGCCUUUAAUGAGUGUUUUGAAUUUGCCUUUUUCAUUUUCUUGUCCUUUCAAAAGAAGGUUGAAAUAUUUUUCUUUUGUUUACAGAUAAUUAACAUAAGCACCUAACCAAGCCAGUGCCUUUUUGUUGCCUCUUCAUCUAUCACAUAGUUAUUCAUGUUUUGAUAUCAGUUAUUGAGUUGUUUGAAUAUCAUCAAAAUGCAUGUACUUACAGUUUUUUUUUAUUUGUUCUUGCAAUAAUUUGUAAUUUGUCAAUUAAUAACUUUAUUUUUUUUUCCAUGUAUAUUCUUUCCCACUUUUGGAAAUAGAAAAUCUGAGCACUGUGUAUCUUUAUAUGGAAAAUAUUGGGAUAAAGAGAAGACAUUUAUUUUUCAUCUUAUUUUGCCUAAGAUAUGACUGGUUUGGCUGUGCAUUUUCCAUCAGUCUUGGUGCGACCAUAUCUAGAUGGAGAGAACAAAACGACUUGCUCCUGUGUGCACAUCAAUACUUAACAUGUCACUGUCACUCCAAUAGCAAAACACAACCUGCGAUCAUAGUAUUUAACACCAAUUACCUUUACGUUUGUGUAAUGGCCCUUUUGUAGUGAAUGACAAUGUGUAUUUAUUUGUGACCUGGUUUGGAGGGGGUACAUGUAUAAUGCUGAAGCCUGUAUUUUUUUUCCAAGGACAUAUUUCUGAAAAGGGAAUUGCAGGAAUUGCAAUGCAAGGAUGUUAUACUGUGGGGUUAUGGGCAAGCCACCCUGAUCGCACGCCUGCAGCUGCCUCAAUCCAGAAAUAAAAAGGGAAUUUCAGUCCA
Messenger RNA from Alosa sapidissima (American shad), 10337 nucleotides. RefSeq names its product adenylate cyclase 9 (gene adcy9a). Gene Ontology annotation, molecular function: adenylate cyclase activity. Lineage: Eukaryota; Metazoa; Chordata; Actinopteri; Clupeiformes; Clupeidae. The record is from RefSeq and is a predicted model, not a curated record. The transcript is spliced from 10 exons. The coding region runs from base 2176 to 6924 and encodes 1582 amino acids. Gene Ontology annotation, biological process: intracellular signal transduction; adenylate cyclase-activating G protein-coupled receptor signaling pathway; cyclic nucleotide biosynthetic process.